AGGAUGAUCAAACUUUAACAAACAAUUUUUUUUGCGAUGUUAUUUUAGCUAGAGCAGUUCUUUGUUUCAUUUCAGGCUGGCUAUAUUGUUCAGGAAGGAAAGAAUUUUGUACUUCUCUUCCAUUUUACAAUAUAGUUGGUUAGAAAGGGAAACUGCUAAGCGAAAGUGAAUGUAAAGUAUAGUAUGGUGAAGUGAAUAUAAAAGUACAGUUCUAAAAUUUUAGCCAGAAGCGAUUUUUCGUGCAACAGGCAGUUGUUAGAAAUAUUGUGUUUCGUGUUUUUUUACAUUUGAUUAGAAUGAAUUUUAAUACUUAAUAGUAAUCAAAGUAAUAUUGUAAUCGAAAAUUAAUUUCCAAUUUUAAACUCCGAGAAAGUGGAGUAUUGAAAUUAACAGUUCAGCUCCUUAAAGCUAUUAGUAUGUGGCUUAAAUUGUUGCUCUUAACUCUGUACCUCAUCUUUUUGUUCAUAUUAUCUCGAAUUCUGGAAACUGCAUCAUGGUACCAAGACACUGGAUCCUUUCUUUCUUCUUUCGUUGCAUUGGAUCCCAUUACACUAAGUGUGAAAAAGCUGAAAGAAAUAUUGGACAGUCGAGGAGUGAGUUACAUUGGUGUUGUUGAAAAACAAGAACUAAUGGAACUUGUUGAGUCAUCUGGUAUGCCAUCAAAUGAAGAACUAGAAAGUGGGGAAUCUGAGGCAGAAGAUACACCUGAAACUACAAAAUUUACCUGUGGCUCACAUUUUUAUGAAGAGGUUGAAGACACUAAAGACAGUGCUUGGCUUGUUCAAGUGAUAAUGGAUGAUGAUGACUCCCCAUUAUUAUCAGAAAAUACAUGGAAUGAAGUUGUUUUGAAAGUUGCAAAAUUUGGUGUUAGAACUGGCAUUUUCAAGUGCUCCCUGGACAAAAAAUUAUGCAGGCGUAAAAAUUGGACCUCAUCUCGAUUGAUACUUGGGCUUCCUCGAGGCAAUAAAGCGAAAGAAGAUGUCAUUUUACACAACUAUGCACAGCCUUCCAAUACCUUUUAUGUUCUGCAGUGGGUACGGAAGCACUUAGCAACCCAUGUAAAUACCAUCAGUUCAGAAGAAGAGUUGAAGAGUUGGAUGAAACCUUCCGAUACAGCUAGAAAUUCAGAAAUUAAAGUAAUUUUUAUUUCAACUUUAAAAUCUUGUCCGAUUUUUCUCUCGGCUCUAUCAAUAAAGUUCAACGGUAGAGUAAAAUUUGCUACCGUUGAUGUCGCAAAUGCUAAUUUUUAUAAAAAGCCUGUAACAGAUUCACCACUUCCUAUAUAUUUAAUUGUAACUCCCGAAAAAACAUUCCAUUAUGGUUUACGCCGUGGUGAAUGCUACAAUUAUAGAUGCAUGGAGUUAUUUCUUAGAACUUUUAUACCUGAAAUGAAUGAUGUUUUCUUAUGGACAUUACUGUUAAUUAAUGCACUUGCUAGCUUCGAAUUGUUUUUUAUGUAUAGCCAAGUUUGGAAACAUUUCUUGUUCUAUGUUGUGUGUGUUGUUAAAUAUAACAGUUUGUUAUUUCUUUCUUGGUUAUUAAUUUUAGCUCUAUAUCAAUUUCCAGUCAUGUUGACUUGUACCGAUGCCUUGUUAAAAUGUUUAAGGUUUAUAAGUGGUUCCAAUGUGGCUUCCGUUUUGAGAAGUGACUAUAAAAACUUUUAUUCCUACACGUUUUUGCUAGUUACAUUCAUUGUAUUUGCCAGUGUUGCCGGAUUUUUAUUAAAAAAGCUGAAAUGGGUUCAAGAAGAAGACAGCUAUUUGUUUUCAAACUGGUGGUUUGUUCCUCGAGAUAGUUUCGUGACUGCCUAUUUCUUUCGACCGAUGGCCUCUCUAACCAGACCUGCUACAUCACAGGAAUUAGAUCUGGAAGUGGGUAUGGAGCUCCUAAUCGAAAGACUUGCCGUUCCCAAUCUGUGGCUGCAGCCUGUGAUAUCAAUGGACUACAUCAAAGACUUGCCUGUUUGGAAAUAUCAAGGCUGGUGUGAGGCUGACGAUGCCAAUGAAGAAUCUAAAAAUAGUACUCUGCUUUAUAGUGAUGAUGAAAGUGCCAAUGCAAGCUCAUUCCAAAACAACAUUGAAACUCCAGUGCCUAACUCUCAAACCUCAUCAUUUGACAAUCGUUGUUUAAUUGAAACUGCAGCUGCAUCUGAUGUAAAUAAUAAAUCUAGUCAGAAGGAAAGUAUUCCGGAAAGUGAUACUAUUGUACAGUGUUCAAAUUCCAGUUUACAAACUCUGCCACUGUCUUCUAAUCUUUCAGAAGCUCCGAACCGAGUGCCAGACAUUGAUCGAGCUCCUAAAGGCAUGUUGGAGUUUCGAGAAUGUUCUAUAUGUUUGGAAAAUUAUUGUUAUGCUGAAAUACUAUGCGGGCUUCCUUGUGGCCAUAAUUUUCAUAUGAACUGCAUUAUGUUGUGGUUGGCACGUGAUAAUCAUUGCUGCCCUAUUUGUCGUUGGCCUUCAUAUAAACCAAAAUUCCGGUUGCCCCAUCUGCAUUUCCAGUAGUAGAUAAUAAUUAAGAGAAUUUAUUGCUCAUAAUUUUUAUUACACUGCUUGGCAAUAAUUAAUAAUAUUAUUAUUGCUCAAUCCAUUGUUGCGAAUGGGACACUUGCA
Uloborus diversus is the source of this 2609-nucleotide messenger RNA. Its product is annotated as E3 ubiquitin-protein ligase RNF103-like. Gene Ontology annotation, molecular function: ubiquitin-protein transferase activity. Gene Ontology annotation, cellular component: endoplasmic reticulum. The record is from RefSeq and is a predicted model, not a curated record. Bases 417 to 2501 code for a protein of 694 amino acids. Lineage: Eukaryota; Metazoa; Arthropoda; Arachnida; Araneae; Uloboridae. Gene Ontology annotation, biological process: protein ubiquitination. The transcript is spliced from 3 exons.